Molecule: messenger RNA, 2916 nt
Organism: Botrytis fragariae
Lineage: Eukaryota; Fungi; Ascomycota; Leotiomycetes; Helotiales; Sclerotiniaceae
Product: putative abc transporter protein
Exons: 10
Coding region: 1-2916 (971 amino acids)
Biological process (GO): transmembrane transport
Cellular component (GO): membrane
Molecular function (GO): ATP binding; ABC-type transporter activity; ATP hydrolysis activity
Source: RefSeq, a predicted model, not a curated record
AUGCAAGCAGUUCAGAAACGUGUGGCUUACACCUCGGACGUUCUUGGCUUGAUUAAGGGUAUGAAGAUGCUUGGUCUCACCAAUAUGAUCACUGGGAACGUUCAAGAUCUGAGAGAAAAAGAGUUGCAAAAGUCGAAGCGUUUUCGAUAUGUACAGAUCGUCAAUAUCACCCUCGGAAAUGCGGCAAACAUGCUGUCUCCCGUCGUCACCUUCAUUGGCUAUGGCAUUAUUGCGAAGUAUUCGUCUGGUAAGGCACCAAGUGCCGCAACCAUCUUCUCGUCGUUGUCUCUGCUGUCGAUGUUGAUCAGUCCGGUGAAUGAGCUAGUCUCAGCCAUUCCCAAUCUAGCCUCCACGUUAGAGUGUUGCAAUCGUAUUCAACAGUACACGGAAGGCAAGAAACAGGUCGACUUCAGACGCCUGACCCGUGAGCCCAGAGUUUCUGAUGUUGAAACUGAUAGGGAGCCGAAAUACGAGAAAUCCGAAAGCGGCACCAGCAUCAUUGAACUUGGGCAGGUCAAUGCAGGCUGGUCUCCAGAGAAGACCGUCCUCCACGACCUCUCCGUGCAGAUCACUGCGGGCACACUAACCAUCGUUAUCGGGCCCGUUGGAUGCGGAAAAUCCACUUUACUCCAGAUCUUGCUAGGCGAAGGGAUCCUGCACAGCGGCUUAGUAAACCUGUCGACAGAUGAUAUUGCAUAUUGUGAUCAGACGCCUUUCUUAACGAACCAAAGUAUCCGACAGAACAUCGUUGGCAACUUGGAUUAUGAUCAGGAAUGGUAUAUCUCUUGUUUGCGGGCAUGUGCCUUGGACGUUGAUAUUCGCCAGUUUCCAGACGGCGAUAAUGGCCGAACCGUCGCUAGAGCCGUCUACGCCCGGAAGAAGAUUAUCCUGAUGGACGAUUGCCUCAGCGGGCUGGACUCGGAAACGGAACGGCAUUGCUUUCACCAACUGUUAAGUCAAGAUGGGUUAAUACGACACACUGGUGCUACUAUUGUGCUGGUUACUCAUGCCGUCAAAUGGCUCCCGUAUUCAGAUCAGAUCCUCGUUCUCAGCCCAGACAGUCGCCUAUUACAGUUCGGCACAUACCAAUCUCUCACAUCAGUACCCGGACAUCUUCAUAAUCUCAACUUGAAAAAAAACGGAUUCGAGAACGCAAGUUCCAUUACAAAGCUGGAUAUCAAUUCAAGUACAUCAGAUUCUCCAAUACCUGACGAAAAGAAGGAUAAGCAGGAAGCAGGUGAAAGUCGCGGACGUCGAGAUCCCCGUAAUCUUUUAUACUACAUUAACACUUUGGGCAAACCAGCUUUUGGCUUAUUUCUACUUUUCACCACCAUACAGUGUAGUUUUAUAGCACUACAGCCACUGUGGCUCAGCUGGUGGGUCGACGCCAAUACGACGAGGCCGGAAACUGAUCUAGGAAAAUGGCUGGGCGUCUAUGCUGUCUUUGGGAUCCUGGCGCUAGCUUUUCUCGGGAUCGCUGCAGGGGCUCCCAUGACUUUUAUCUCGGCCACGGACUCGGGAUCUCUCUUGAACCGGUUCACUCAGGAUAUGACCCUAAUGGAUAUGCAAUUACCAAUGUCCCUUUUGCUUUCCACCGAAGGAAUUGGCAAAACCAUCGCCGGAGCAAUCCUGACUUGCGUCUCCUCAGGCUAUAUGGCCCUGUGUCUGCAUUUCUUAGGAGUGGCGCUCUUCUAUCUUCAAAAGUUCUACCUUCGGACCUCCCGGCAGAUGCGGCUACUCGACCUCGAAGCCAAAUCCCCGCUCUAUACGCAUCUCACUGAGACCUUGGACGGGGUGCGGACCAUACGUGCAUUCAAAUGGAAGGGGUACGUCCUUAACCAAAACUUUGGACUGCUCGAUCUUGCGCAACGACCAUUCUAUCUGCUUUUGUGCCUGCAGAACUGGUUAAAUCUCGUGCUAGAUGUUGUCGUCGCUUGUUUGGCUAUCAUCCUCAUUGCUUUAGCCGUGACACUGCGGCAUUCGAUGAACAGCAGUCUGCUAGGAGUUGCGAUGGUUAGUAUUGUGAGUUUCAGUCAAACGCUAUCAUCUUUCGUGAAUGACUGGACUAGUAUCGAGACGUCUUUGGGGGCUAUUGCGAGAACACGGCGAUUUGUCGCAGAAACUCCGGCAGAACUGUCCGACGGAGCAGCAGUCGUCUCUGUAGAAUGGCCUUCGGACACUUCUAUCGAGUUCAAAGAUGUCUCUGCUUCAUAUCAGGUCUCCGGUCCCGAGGUCGUACAGAAGAUUAAUCUGAUCAUCGAGGCUGGGCAGCGGGUCGCGAUUUGUGGCCGCACGGGUUCGGGCAAAUCCACUCUCGUCGCACUUCUCCUACGCCUGCUAGACCCCAAGUCUGGCGCCGUGUUCAUUGGGCACGACGACAUCUCUUCGUUUUCCCCAGAAACAGUCCGCGGGCGCAUCAACUCGCUGCCACAGGACCCGUGGUUUCUGCCGGGGGGACAUGAAACUGUGCGUUCCAACUUGGACCCUCUAAGCGAAGCCACAGAAUCCCAGAUCCAAGUUGCAUUGGAAAAAGUCGGAUUGACAGAGCAGACCCGGAGGAUGGGCGGCCAUGAUGCAGAAAUGCGUGGAAGUCACCUGUCCGCUGGACAAAGACAAUUGUUCUGUUUGGCGAGGGCCAUGCUGAUGCGGAGAAGUAAAAUCUUGCUGCUGGAUGAGGCAACAAGCAGUGUCGAUGUACCUACGGAGGAGGUCAUGAUGUCCCUCUUGCGGACCGAGUUUCAAGGCUGGACUAUCAUAGCAAUCGUCCAUCGGCUAAAGAGCAUCCAGGACUUUGAUCGCGUGGUGGUGCUGGAUCAGGGCCGGGUUGUCGAAUUUGAAAGUCCGACGGCGCUACUUGCGGAUGAGGGCUCGGCUUUUGCGAAGCUGUAUAGGAAUGAGGGGUGGCAGUCAUCUUAG